This is a messenger RNA of Strongylocentrotus purpuratus (purple sea urchin), 10475 nucleotides long. Its product is annotated as rho GTPase-activating protein 32-like. Gene Ontology annotation, biological process: small GTPase-mediated signal transduction. NCBI's taxonomy places the organism in Eukaryota, Metazoa, Echinodermata, Echinoidea, Camarodonta, Strongylocentrotidae. Gene Ontology annotation, molecular function: phosphatidylinositol binding; protein binding; GTPase activator activity. Bases 834 to 5120 code for a protein of 1428 amino acids. The record is from RefSeq and is a predicted model, not a curated record. The transcript is spliced from 18 exons.
AAUUUCUAUUUUGAGUGGAACAGAGGCAGUGGACUGAAGAAAUUGACAUUUUUAGAUUUACAGGAGAUGUAGAUAAUGAUGUUUACUUGUAUUUUGCCGGACUGUUAAGAAAGCAAUUAAGAAAGGAUGCGCAAGCAUGCUCCGCUAAUGCAGCAUCAGAAUAUUGCUUUGAAUUUAUCUUCUGCAGUCCUGAUGGCCUCUUGGCUGUGCACUAGGAAGAAAUACAAGUCUUGUUUUGAAUGGAGCAAAAGCAUUGAACUGAAAAAGUUGAAUUUCUUAAGGAGGUUUUAAGUGUUUUUAUCCCUUGGAGCUAUUUCUGUGUUCAAUGAAGAUAAACAUCUUCUAUAAAUCCAACUUUGUUCGGUGGCUCAGAGUUGCAUGAGCUUAUGUUCACCUUUACUGCAAAUCGAGGCCUAGUUUUAUUUGUAGGAGAAUUCUGCUGCAAUCGAUGUUCGGAUCGCAAGACAAGAUUUCCAGGUUUUCCACUUCUUCUGCAUGCCUUUGAUCAUGGACCUACAAAGUACUUACAAAGGUUUAGACGGAAAUAGGCCUUUGUAUUAUUUUUGUAGGCAAAUGAUCCACACGAUUGCUUUCUUUUUAAUUUAAAAAAAUUGUGUGACAUCAUUCUUUUGGUUCACCAUCUGAAUAUUUGGUUGAUAUGUCUUCAUUCAAGGAUUUAUAUAUUUUGCUCUGAUUGGAACAUAAUUCAUCUCAACUUGAAAACGCAUUUCUCCUAAAGGAAAUAUCAGAACAUUGAUGUAAUUGGAUACAUUUUAUGACAUGACAUGACGUACAGCAAACUUUUUAAAACUAAAACCUGAGGAAAAAGGAUCAUGGACACGAUGUUUCGUUGGCGUAGCAACACAUGUGGAUGCGAAAAGGACUUAAAUCACAUAAGCAGACAACGGGAAUUUUUGAAAGCACGCCAGGAGCUGCGUAACGACGGUAUUGGACCGAUCCGUAGAGCAUUCACAUGUUCUGUGGCAUCAUUGGCAGCAUUGAGGGGGAAACGACUACGCAAGUAUUCUGAAACAGAUGCCUCUUGCGAGAGACUGUCUGGUUCUAUCAAAUCAGAAGGCAGGUCUAGUCAACUCUACACUAAGGUUCCACUCACGCCGUUAGCUGUAGACGACAAUGAGGACUACAACUUUAAAAGACAAGCUAGUGUGCGGAUCAAAAAGAUGACAUCAUGCCAUGAUGGGUCUAGUCUCUUCCCCAAACUCAACGACUGCGCACAUUUCCACUACGAUCAUGUCGAGCUGGGAGCCGUACAGAUAUCCAUGCAUGAAGAGUCGGACGACCGUACCAUUGUGGAGCAGAACGGGGGUGCAGUCGAUCUCCUGGAUUGCCCGUUCACCCUCAAAAUGCAAAGCCAGGGCAAAGUCUGGCUUCUCAAGCGGUGCUAUGAAGACUUCAGGGUCCUUGACAAGCAGCUACACAAAUGCAUCUACGACAGGCGCUUCAGCCAGUUGGUGGAAUUACCCAAAGGAGAGACCCUCACAGGCAGAGAGGCUGUCAAAACAAUGCUGACCCACUACGUGACUCGGUUCUCACAGAUCGCUGGGGAUAUGAUCAACUGCGGUCCUGUACUCAAUUGGCUUGAGAUUGAUAACAUUGGUUGUCACAUCGAGCUCGAUAACCAUGGCAACCACGUUGUAGCCAGCGAAGAGUCGGCGAUCAACAUUCCAGCCGUGGCGGCAGCACACGUAAUCAAGAGGUACGCCGCGCAGGCACCCGACGAGAUCUCGUUAGAGGUGGGAGACAUGAUCUCGGUGAUCGACAUGCCUCCUCCCGAGGACACGUCGUGGUGGCGCGGCAAGAAUAAGUUUGACGUGGGCUUCUUCCCUCGCCAGUGCGUUGAGAUCAUCAGUGAGAAACUACCCCUGGCAGUCGCAGAGAGGGUACCGAAAGGGCCCAAACCUGAAGUGAUGUCAUUGGAAGCGUCCGGUACUUGGUCACAAACAGGGGGCACCAACACACAAACCACUAUGUUGAGGAAGCAUGGCAAGCUCAUUACAUUCCUUCGUUCAUUCAUCCUUGAGAGACCGACGAGGAGGAGAUUAAAGCAGAGUGGUAUCCUGAAGGAGAGGGUGUUCGGAUGCGAUCUAGGGGAACAUCUUCUAAACACAGGCACUGAUGUUCCCUCUGUGGUCCAAGACUGCUGUCACUUCAUCGAGCAGUAUGGUAUCGUUGACGGCAUCUACCGGUUGUCGGGCGUGGCCUCCAACGUCCAGUACCUUAGGGACCAGUUUGACAGCGAGACCACACCCAACCUCGACGAGUAUAAGAAGGAUAUCCACUGUAUGUCGUCUGUUUGUAAGCUGUACUUCAGGGAGUUGCCCAAUCCUCUGCUCACCUACCAGCUCUAUAAGAAAUUUGAGGAGGCUGCUAUGUCGGGUGAGGAGAAUCGUUUGAUGAAGAUGCACGACACGGUCCAGCAGCUACCACCGCCACACUACCGCACCUUGCAGUUCCUCAUCCGCCAUCUCUCAUACAUGUCAUCGUUCAAGAGUGAGACCAGUAUGAACAUCAAGAACCUUGCCAUCGUGUGGGCACCAAACUUACUCAGGUCAAAGGACAUUGAGACUGGUUCGUGUGCAGCUUUCAUGGAAAUCAAAGUCCAGGCGACCGUCGUAGAGUACCUUGUCAAGCAUUGUGAUCUUAUCUUCAAUGAUAAGCUCUUCCCAGAUGUCCCAGGUGUCAGCCACGAGAUGGCACGCCCCAAGUCCCUGGUGCUGUCCACCCCUACCAAGCUGCUCUCACUGGAAGAGGCCAGGGCAAGAUCAUCAUCCCAGGGAAACGACAGCGCAGACAAGGAUGACAAACCAAAGUUCAUAGAGGUCGGAGGAGGGCCAGCUGCUCUACCCAAGCAGUAUCAUACUGUCAUAGAUCUCCCUCCAGAGAGUCGCAAGCGAUUCUCUGCUUCAAAAGCCAAGAAGUCCCCCGGAUGGAAGGCAUUCUUCUCAAAAUCGACCGGUAAGGAGGUCAAACGCAAGAUGUCACAUGACCCAGCUUCGUUACGGGUACCUCCCUCCAAGCACUUCGGUUCCAGGGCACACCGAACGAGCCUCCGAUCCGUCAAAAGUGCGGAAUCUCUCUCGUCCGCAGAGUCAGCAUCAGAGCUGCAAGGCCAGGAGAAGUACGGCAAUAUUCUUGAUCCCCGAUUUAAGGGUCACAUGCGCCGCAGUUCAGUUGCCUGCAUGGAGAACAACCUGAGGAGAUCAUCCUCGGACUCUUUCUUUGAGGUAGAUGCGGACAUCGUUGCCGCGGCAACCAGGGAGAUGCUUGCAGAGAGGAGAGGCGAGAACCCCUACUCCGGUGACGAGAUCUUUAUCGAGGAGGAGAGUGGUGCGACGUGUCAGCUGGGACGCCGGCGCGGAAGCGGCACGAACAGCCCCUUGUGGAUUGACCAGAGCUUGAGCAGCAUGGAAUCCGAUCAGGCAUCACUGAGGUCACCCUACGGACACCAACCUUCAAUGCAGAUCGGCAGGAAGAUGAGUGCCGAGAACAACUGGCAAGUCGGAAAUGAUGAUAUCCACAUGGCUUGCGAUGUAAACGUGCAUCAUUAUCAUGAGGAGACUCCCCCGCCCUCUCCAACUGAAGCGUCCUCACCUGAGAGGUAUCAGUGCACCAUCGCAGAACCUGUUGCCGUUCCGCAGCGUCACCCGCUGAAGACAUCCAUCGCUAUGCCGGUGGCAGCGGCGUUUACGCCAGAGUAUCGCGACGUGGAGAUGACAGAGAGUGGAUGCUCUUCCACCUCACCAGAUCACACUGGUUCUGUCCUGGAUAAGAUUUCAAGAGCGAUGUCUAUCAAGACGAAAGCCAAGUUAAAACGGGAGUCGAGUACAGAGGCGGAUGAUUACUCGAGUUUAGGCCGGAGUCCCGACACUGGGGUUGAUGAUGUAAUGGAUCGUCCGAUCAUGGUGACGGUACGUACACAGACCUCACCGCACGAUACGUUGGAUGAUAUGGACACGGGGGAAGAGGUACGAAAGUACGACGUCAACUUACAGACGAGUGGGAGUGAUGGUGCUGUAUUCAUGCGUACCCCUGCGCAGCGCCGAUCCAUGAACCUUGACCUCUUCAGCGGGCUUGACGAAGCGCUGUUAGGUACGACGGCGCCCCGACCGAAAUCUAUCCAUGUCUCGUCGCACCUCGGCAGAGGUUCCGAAAGCUACGAUGAUGAUUUUGCAGCUUUCACGACCCGGUUGAGCCUCGACAAUGUCCUUUCAGAGUAUGACCACAUCCUGGCUAAGUACAACAACCGACCACUGACUCCGGAUUUUGAUCGUAACGAUGAUAUGUGUAAAUACGAUGGUAUGUACCCUGGACAGCGUAUAUCGAGUCCGCGUCAUGGGAUCACGCCAGUCACUGCCCUUAACAGUAACUGUAAUAACACCCGGCAGAGGCGGUUACAGCACAGGUACAGCAUGGGUGAUGAAAUGAGAGCCGAACGCUUCAAUAACCGUUACUCGACCGUCCUAACGGAAAACGGCGAGACGCGGAAACGGUUGUCAGCAGGUGCAGUCCUCGACCACCACACCCCCGGGCAGGAAAACGAUGAGGAAGUCGUGGUCGUGAGAUUACGACGCCCUAGACCACCUUCAGCACAGAAGAAACUCUACACCUCACCAGAAAGAUUCUCCAUCAAUUCCCCGGAAUUCCAAGCUUCAUUCGCUGACCAGCAAAACGGCAACACCCCGCCCGAAUCAGCCAGUGACCUUAGAACUUUAAAAAUCGAUGAGGGUCAACGGCCCAUAUCGUCUGUCGAUGCCGUGUAUCAUGUGACCCUGCCGACGAGACCGAACAGUCAACAGAGAGGCAUAUCGAAAAGUUUCUCUUUAGAUUUCCAGUCUUCCAUUCCCGAUGCUAUGACGAGAAUAGGGGAGGGUCUGGGGAGUGGAGAGAUCGGUAACACCGUGAACGAAGCGGAAGCUGGAAGAUCAGGGAUGAUGGUUCAUGAAGAUGAUGUGAGAUUAGAUAACCAGGAUGUAGAUGGAAUGCAGGAGAUAGAUGAUGCAGACUGCUUUGCUUUUCAGACAUCUUCUCAAGACGCAUCCAGUGGAUCGCCUCUCAUAGAUCGCUACCCGAUCAUAAUCAGUGAUGAAUUAGAGCUUUGAUGCUUUAUGAAUAUGCUGAACAUCUUCAUGGCAAUUCAUGGUGCUUGAUCUCAGUAUAUCUUAAGAAAACCGACAUUAAAAAUUAAUUCAGUCCCACCUAAAUACUGUAUAAGCCAAUCCCAAAAUCAAAAACAUGCAGACAUGGUGGCAGAAUGCGUGUGCAAACAUGUACAAAUCAUGAAAAAUUAUGAAACUUGUGAAAAUAUCUGUGACCCUGUGAACAGCAAAAUUAUUUAUAAACAAAAUAAUGGCUCACGCAGUAGGCUGUUCUUAAAAGAGAACCAAAUAGUAUUGUCUUCAAAAAUACUUUGAUUUCAGACUCUAAGAUGCCAAACUUAGAUCAUAUUGUUAAAUCUUUGCCUGGAUGAUGUCUUGUAGUAGGGGAUUUCCCCACCUUGUGCUGGCCCAAGCUGUGCCCUGUUUCACAAAACUUGUUCUCAGUAACAGGUGCCAGAAUUUUGUUACAAAUUCGCUCUCAGCCAAUCAAAUGCAAUGAUUUUAGUAGCUUAUUAAAAUCUUAUCAAAAACUUGGUAUUGAUAACGAGUUUUGUGAAACCAGGCCCUUUAUUCUCUCCCCAUGUAAGUUAAUGUUACAUAAUCAAGAAGAAUAUUGGUCUAUUUAAACAGCAUUACUAAUUGUGCUUAAUCAAGAAUGUUACUCUUUUUUGUGGUGCAAAAUGUUCAUGUUUUCCUACUGUGUAUGUAUUAUGAAGUCUGUAUGUGUAUGUUGUUGUUACAUCUCAGUGUUAAAUAGAUGGAUUUGGGGGUCGAAAAUUAGCUAUUCGCCCACGAAUGUGUAAAUAGAAAUUGACUAAGUAAUUAUUGCCCUGCGUACGAUACAGUGCCAUGCUUCAUUUUGUAAUAAUUGAACAAAUAAUUCAGGUUAAAAGUGCACUGUCUUUGCCUCUUGUAUAUGUUUUGCCUUUGUAGGUUGAUGAUAGUAUUUAAAGCCAGAAUACCUUGCCUUUUUUUGUAUUGUAUCUCUCGCUGAAUUACAUGUAAUUUAUGUAGAGGAUUGAGGCAAUAGAUUGAAAUGCACGAAAGAAAAAUAGAUCGAAGCUAGACGAUACAUGCUUGAACGAAGCAUCUCUAAUUUACUGUCACUUAAAGCCACAAUGUCCUACUGGUAGCUACUUGCUCCCUUUAUAAAGAAAACUUCCUGAUCGGGGCCUGUUGGUCCCCCAUGAUCCUCUUUUUCGUAUGUUAAUUAAGAGCUGAGUUAAUGAGAUAGCCACCUGUCACAGUGACCUCGCUUGGUGGUCUAAUCCCUUCUGGCUGAACUAGUACAGUCAGCCUUUAAGCCCUUUUCCAAUAUAAAAGAUAAUUUUAGUGGCCUCUGAAUAAAGAUGGCUGCUGUAUUUUAAGGGGAUCAUUAAUAACCUUAAAGUGUAUCAAUCGCCUGAAUGAAAUUACUUGCAUACAGCUAGAAUGCAUGAAAUCAACCUCAAGUAAUUUACCUGGCUUUCUUUGGGCUAACGGAUACAGAGUAUGUAGAAAAUAAAGAAAUAACAUCAAACUUAUAGCACGGAAAUGCGGUUCUGUGCGGGCCCUAUUUAAAGCGAGGGCGUGCAGGUGUGUGGAGUUUUCUACUCUCAAGUCACUUUUAUUGAAAUUGUAUUUUAAGUUGCAAAAUCCCUCAAACAGAAGUUGUAUUUGUAGCUCAUAUUUCUGAACAUUGCAACAUAUAACUACUAUCAACAAAAACAAAAUGUUUUUUAGAGAUUGGUACACGUUGAGGUUAACCGAGUUGCCAAUUUGCAUACCUGAGAUCACACAUAACGGUUAUACUGAUUAGUUGCGUGUCGUUAGAAUAAAAACCUUUCCUUGCCCCAUUUUUAACAAGAAAUAGAUACACAGAAUGCAAUAUUUCACUUGCCCAUUGAUGUUAUGUACUUGCACUGGUUAUUGAGUAGGACAGUGCUGUAUAAAAUAGAAUAAAUCUAUACAAAUUGAUUUGAAAGUGAUAUUGAAGUAUUUUAUCCCUAUGGGUCACGGCAUACUGAAGAAACAAAUGAGUUUUAUAAAACGAACAGGAAUUAUCAAAAACUUAAAUGGUUAGGGCCUAAUUUUACUGUAGCUUGGGGUAUUCUAAGGGCUUUUUUUAAGACAAGAUUCCCCAUAUGAAUCCUGUUUAAUAGUACAUGUAAGUGAAAAACAAAACUCCUUUUCAUUGGUGCGAAUGGUGCAUCUCUUUUUCGUGUCUUCAUCAUUAUAAAAGCUAUAGUUCAUUAUAAAAGCUAUAGCUGUACUCCUUCUUUCCCAUAUAAAUUGAUCUUGCCCCCUUCCAGAGUGUUUAACUCUCAUGCAUAUUCAUGAGCCAUGCAAAUUAUUACGUUAAGGUUUACUCUGUGUAGGCCAGCAAUAUACCUUGCCAGAGAAAAUUUAAUUUGUUCCAUCUUUCACAUGCAAUGUAUCCCACCUAUUAGAUAUUAAUAUUCAUAUAUUCAUGUCAUCAAUAUUCAUGUCAUUUAUAUUUUUUAAUUCUCCUAUUUAUUCAUAACUUAGUGGGUGGUUAUUUAUAUUUGACAAUGCCUGUAUGCUACUAUGAUACUACAAGGAUAUUUGAAUGAGAUGUUUUUUUUAUAAGAAUUGCACUGGUAUUUAUUCAUGUAAUGGUUAUAAUUACUCUUAUUGAAAUAUAGAUGAAGCACUUUAUGUCAUAUUUAUGUCAAAAAUGUUAUUUUAAUAACAAUUACAUUCUUACAUUGCAAGGUUUCCCAGUGGCAGAUAGUUGACUUGUCAUAUGACCCAUUGCUGUCAAAUCUACAUUUUGACUCCUCUUGUAUUUUUUGUAAAGCUUUGCCCAACAACGUUUCAAAGAUUAUUGAAAUCCUAUAGACAGCCACUUACGUGCAAUACUGCUUUGCAGCACUACAUGAAGAAAAUUGUGAUAAAGACGUUACAUAUUUAAUGUAUUAAGGAUAUAUUUCAUAUGAAUAUGCCUAUAUUAGUCCAGUUAAUGUAUUUGUAACUCAGUUUUCUGUGGUUUAGAUGGCACUUUUUUUUCUUUUUCUUUUUUUCUCCAUUUUUUGAAAAUUACAUUGUGCAUUAGAAUAGGCCCAAUAAAUUUUGGUGAUAGUAUUUAAGUUUCAGAAAAAAAUCAUUCUCAAUGUUAAAGAUAUAAAAUUAAGCUUAACUUGGGGAUUACCAUCCAAAUAUAACUACCAAGUUGUUUAACCAUUUCUGAUAUAGUUUUCAUGGAAUUUCUUUGAAAUUACUCCUCUAAUAAUCAAAUAAUUUGAAAUAGUUAAUUUGAAUUAUACAGAAAUAUUUGUUGAAAAUUCGAAUUAAUUUUUCCUGUAGGCCUGCUAAAUAGUGUUGUUGAUUUUGAUUUGGCAUUUAGCUCGGGCUGAAAACCAAAAUAUAAAUUUACAUUUUCUCGUACCGGUAUACUUUUACUCUAUUUAUCUCUCACUCAGAACCCGUUUCUCAUCUCAUAUUCUCGACACCAAGAUGCGCCUUAUUAUUUGUUUCAUGUAGUGGAUGAACGUCAAUUCUUUCAUUGUUUUAGUCACUUUGUCUCUGUUUGUAAUGACGGUGGCAAUGGAGUGCCGGUAUUAAUUUCGACAUUAAGGAACGGAGGGCAAAUUCAAACCUUGAAAUCCCUUUGCCAGGUUCUUGGGGUGUUUUUUCUCCCUCUCUUUUCUCUAUUCAUAGCUUCAAGUUUUAAUGUGGGUUUGAAUAGAGUGGGCUAUAACCUUUCUUGCACUGAAGCGACUGAAAUAUUGCCUGCAUAUUGCUUAGAAAUUGCAAUAGUCCUAAAGAAUGUGAAGCUUACAUGUAGAUGUAGAAACAGUCUUCUUUUAAAGUGUACCAAUCACCUUAAAAAAAUAUUUGUUGUACAGGGAGAAUGUAUCAGUUCUUUCUCAAGACUCGAGAAACCUCUUCCUAACAUGUUGUAGGUGGUAAAGAAACUGUGUGAACAAUGAAACAUUGUGUUUGUAGUUAUGAAGACAAAAUUCCACUUACUGAAGGGAACCCACCAUCUCUUUAUAUUGAGCAUGAUUAAUAUCCUAAUGGUUUAAGCCAUACUGUACUAGAAACACUACCGCAAAAUCCCCUCUCAGGUCAGCUGUUGCAGUGUGGUCCCGUAAUUCGCUGCUUCCCUAGCUGCGCUGUUUGCUCACGCAUAGAGUCCUCUGUCUGUGAAGCAGCGGAAAUUAGGCAUUGUGUUACGCACUGUUGGCAAGCCGACCAUGCGAUGGCGCUGUGCAAUAUACAGUACCAGAGCCAUCUAUCUAUACACGGAGUUUGGCCAACUUGUUUUCACUGGGUCACAACAUGGUGUCCAACUCGAACCGGGUUGGCCAAACUCUAUGUGUAGAUGGCUCUGAACAGUACACUAGGGUAGAAAGUUCAUCAGUUCGGUAUCGCUUUAACAACAAAAUAGUAAUUACUAUAUGUCACGUUACAACUGUUAUUCAAGGUCAGGUUAUCAUGAAUGUGCUAUUAUAUUAUCAUGUGACUGAAAUUUUGAUAUACAGAUGAGAAAUUUAUAAACUCUUGCUCUAUUGACUGGGAAAAAAUUGCUAGUGAAAAACAGCAUUUAUGUUGAAAGUAUUUAAGAUAAAUGUUAGUACCGGUAAGCUAAAUUAAAGUGUAAUAACCUGAAUGUAUUCAUAGAAAUUAAAUGUAAUUUAAGUGUCGAAAAAAUGUAAAAUUGCAAGCAUUUGAAUAGUAAGUUGUGGGAAACUUUCAUAGAUAGGGGUGAUUGAGUGGCUAUUUUCUGUUCCAUAAGCUACAAAUGUGCUUUGUUUAAAAGGAAGGUAGAUAUAUUGUAGAAAUUAAUGCCACACAUCAAAUUAUAGCGCUGGACACAUUCCAAAUUACUAAAUGCAUUGAUAAAAGUUGAAUUAGAAUCUUAAUGCAAGGUGCUGCAUUAAAAAAUAUGCCAUAUUCUAGGUUGUAUUAGUGCCAUUUUUUUUUUGGUCUACCUGUAAAUUUUAUACCAUUUUCAAAUAUUUGAAAUAAUCAAAUUAGGCAUACUUUAUUAUGAUACAACUCACUGUUUUCAUGAUUAUGCAAUAUUUUGAUGCUAAUAUCAGAUUUGCUUUGGUGAAAUUAUGAAACUGAUAUCUGUGUAUUGACAUAAGUAGCAAAGAGUAUUUUGUUGAAGAACUGAAUGCGUCGUGUAAAAUAUGAGUAAAAUGUUCAUGUCAUGUUAAUGUGGCUGAUUGGUGUUAUGACAUGUAUGUAGAUGCAAAUAUAUGGACAGUGUAAAUGAUAUGCAAAUUUAUGCAAAAAUUAUCCAUGUUUACCUAAUGAGGGAAUAAAUGAUUUGAAUUGUAUAUGUGGCAGAGCGUGAGAAUAACUGUGAUGUCUGUAUAAUACACAACUGCUAAAUGAAGAAAAAUA